UUGGAUGAACUCGAUCGCAAACGAUACAUUCAUGUUUGCCCUCGCAACGUCAUUAAACAGUAUCUUCCACCUACUCUUAAUCUUGCAGAUAAUGUUGGGCGUUUUACAAAAAAAACCGACAAUCAGCUUUCUGAGAUUCAGCAACGUUUGGCAGCAACCACUCGUACUAUGGACAAUUUUUUGCAUGAGAGCCUUCGCUCAAAUGCCAUAUCUGUACCGGUUGCCGAUGUCGUUCUUUUUAUCAACACCAUUCACACGUUGGUGUCUGACUCAGCAUCGUGCAUGACCCAGCUUCGAAUGGAUAAUGUUGCUCGUGAAACAGGUCUGGUAUCACCGCCUCUUCAACCUCGUACCAAGCUUACACCUUCACCUCAACCACUGUUUCAAGACACUAAA
Messenger RNA from Mucor mucedo, 396 nucleotides. RefSeq lists its product as uncharacterized. The transcript has a single exon. The record is from RefSeq and is a predicted model, not a curated record. The annotation marks the transcript as partial. Lineage: Eukaryota; Fungi; Mucoromycota; Mucoromycetes; Mucorales; Mucoraceae.